Hypomesus transpacificus is the source of this 1909-nucleotide messenger RNA. RefSeq names its product potassium voltage-gated channel subfamily A member 1-like. The transcript has a single exon. Gene Ontology annotation, biological process: potassium ion transmembrane transport; protein homooligomerization. Gene Ontology annotation, cellular component: membrane; paranode region of axon; voltage-gated potassium channel complex. The record is from RefSeq and is a predicted model, not a curated record. NCBI's taxonomy places the organism in Eukaryota, Metazoa, Chordata, Actinopteri, Osmeriformes, Osmeridae. Bases 101 to 1579 code for a protein of 492 amino acids. Gene Ontology annotation, molecular function: delayed rectifier potassium channel activity; protein binding.
AAGGGGAGGGGAACAACGUGGAUUUUUUUUACUGAAUGCCUGCUACAUUAUUUUAAUCGGAAUUCCACAAUUCCUGCAGAGCUCCAAGUUAACCUGCAAGAUGACUGUCGUUGCGGGAGAUAACAUGGAUGAGACCUCGGCGGUGCCUGGGCACCCGCAGGACACAUAUCCCCCUGACCACGAUGACCACGAUUGCUGCGAGAGGGUGGUCAUCAAUAUUGCGGGGCUCCGAUUCGAGACGCAGCUAAAUACUCUCUCACAGUUUCCAGAAACAUUGCUCGGCAAUCCCAAGAAGAGGAUGCGGUACUUCGAUCCCUUGAGAAAUGAAUAUUUCUUUGACAGAAACCGUCCCAGCUUUGACGCUAUUCUCUACUAUUAUCAAUCUGGGGGUAGGCUGAGGAGACCUGUGAACGUCCCGCUGGAUAUGUUUUCGGAAGAGAUCAAAUUUUAUGAGCUCGGGGUCGAAGCGAUGGAGAAAUUCCGCGAGGAUGAGGGUUUCAUCAGAGAGGAAGAACGCCCAUUGCCAGAAAAGGAGUUUCAGCGACAAAUUUGGCUGCUCUUUGAACACCCAGAGAGUUCUGGCCCUGCUAGAGGUAUUGCAAUAGUGUCUGUGAUGGUCAUUCUGAUUUCCAUAGUCAUAUUUUGUUUAGAGACUUUGCCUGAACUGAAAGAGGACCCAAGAGGUCGGUUAAAGACAAUAGGCAACACUACUUUUUACUACAAACCAAAUAUCUUGACCGACCCUUUCUUCAUUAUCGAGACUCUCUGCAUUAUCUGGUUCUCCUUUGAAUUGAUAGUUCGCUUUUUCGCGUGUCCCAGUAAGGCGGCCUUCUUCAAGAACAUGAUGAACACUAUUGACAUAGUGGCUAUCAUUCCCUACUUCAUCACACUGGGCACGGAGCUGGCUGAAGACCCCAACGACGCCGAAGAAGGGGUAGGAGAACAGGCAACAUCUCUGGCCAUCCUCAGGGUGAUUCGUCUGGUCAGAGUGUUCAGAAUCUUUAAACUGUCAAGACAUUCGAAAGGAUUGCAGAUUUUGGGCCAGACACUCAAGGCCAGUAUGAGAGAGCUUGGAUUGCUGAUCUUCUUUCUAUUCAUCGGUGUCAUCUUAUUCUCCAGUGCCGUAUACUUUGCUGAGGCAGAAGAGGGAGAGUCCCACUUUCACAGCAUCCCGGACGCUUUCUGGUGGGCAGUGGUGUCAAUGACAACAGUGGGAUAUGGGGAUAUGGUCCCAGUUACAAUAGGGGGCAAGAUUGUAGGCUCUCUGUGCGCCAUCGCUGGAGUGUUGACAAUUGCGCUCCCAGUGCCUGUCAUUGUUUCCAACUUCAACUACUUCUACCACAGGGAGACCGAGGGAGAGGAGCAGGCCCAACUCCUAAAUGUAAGCAAUCCAAAUAUAUCUGAAACCAAUUCUAGCCGCCGUAGCUCAUCAACCGUCAGCAAAUCAGAAUACAUGGAGAUUGAUGGAGACAUAAAUAAUAGCAUCGACAACUUUAGGGAGGCCAAUCUCAGAACUGGCAAUUGCACUAUAGCCAACCAAAACUGUGUAAACAAAAGCAAACUCCUGACAGAUGUGUAAACGGAUGUAGAAUCUGUGGGACCUCAAAGUCACAUGGAAUAGACCAUCCAUUUGAAUGCUUCAUGUACCUUCUUAAAGCGCUCUAGCAUUACUACAACCAAGCUCAGCAACUGAAAGGAACCAGAAAAAAAUAAUCUAUUAGAGCAUAUGACAGGUAGAGUAAUAAAUUCUUUGAAACAAUCUUUCAAAUAUACACAUAUAUUGCAAAAAAAAAAACAUUUAACAAAAAACGAACAUCUAUUUAACACACGCGUUUGAGCCCUGGACAACUAACAGCAGCCACAAUGACUGUUCUAUCUGACACCUGCGUGAUCAUUAAACGUUAUGCAU